CUCGCGACAUGAUCGGAAAGACUGUUCUCUAAUAGUGCCAGGGACGGCAGAGUGCGUCUAAUUGAUUUUCUAUCUUGAAAUGGGGGAACCUAAAAACUUUCGAUACAACGGAUUAAUAUAUUGAACGAAAAUAUCAAGCGUUGAACUAUGCUUGAUUAAGCAGCGAUUUGACGUUAACCCUUCAUUUAAAAUCUGUGAUGACAAGAGAGGGAGUAUUGAAAUCAACUCGUUUAUUGAGAAUUAUUUCGCGGCUUUAUUUAUGAUAUUCUAACUAAAAAUGGGGUCGAAUUUUCUAACGCUCGUCACAGUUUGUAUAGUGAUGAAGAUUAUGAAUAGAGAACAAGUCGAUGCCACUACGCGGCAGCUGAUUGCACGUGCAAUUCCUCUAAAAGACAGAAAGUUGAAUACGGCACCCCUAAAAACAGUUUUAACUCGAUCGAGGAUUGAAUGUCUCAAGGAAUGUAUUCGAACAUCCGGAUGUGAAGCCCUAAACUUUGGUAAGAAGGACAAGUGUGAACUUCUUGGCACCUUCCUCUGCGCGAAGACGGCUAGCCUCAUCCCUUCAACAGACUUCGCCUACUAUGACGUGGAGUUUGAGGACACGCUGUCGAGUAUUGGUAUCUAUGACUCCAAACCAUCUUGCAAGACCGAGGGAAAGUGUUCUCCGAAAUGUGACUGUGAAUGGACAUCCGACUUCGACGUGAUGCCGGGGUUCUACGUCGUUGGCUUUACGAUGGAGACCGUCGCUGGGGUGACGCUGGCAGAAUGUCAACAACGUUGUGUGGACGCUACGGCGUUCCAGUGCAAGUCCGCAGAUUACAGUUUCUCCACGUGCUACCUGUCUCACGUCAACAGCAUCGACGUCCCCGAGGCCUUCUCCAUACAGAACGGCUACACCUACCUUCACAGAAAGUGUCAGUAGAGCCCACUGAGCCCGCCUUACACAGACUGCUGUUUGACAUGUGCAUUUAAGUCCUUGGUUGUACCACACUACUGUAUUUUAAUAGUUAAGAAUUCUUUGAAAAAAAAGGUCAUGUUAAGGUCACCACCAUGUAUCCUCCGAAAGGUCUGUUUUGAGGUUGCCAAACCCCCUUUUGGUUCCGGGAUUUCACGAUGCUUUUGUAGAUUUGUUUCGGGAUUCAGGGGUGAGCUAUUAGACGUGGAAAAAAAAUAGAUGUUGGUCUUGGUAAAAUCAUUCUGCGCCAGUGUAUUUCAGUAGACAGUGGGUAUGUCUGCUAGGUCUUCAGCAACUCAUGCUUGCCGUAAAAGGCGGCUAUGCUUGUAAGAGGCACUAACGGGAUCGGGGGGUCAGGCUCGCUGACUUGGUUGAUGCAUGUCAUAGUAUCCCAACUGCG
Molecule: messenger RNA, 1355 nt
Organism: Haliotis rufescens (red abalone)
Lineage: Eukaryota; Metazoa; Mollusca; Gastropoda; Lepetellida; Haliotidae
Exons: 3
Coding region: 278-922 (214 amino acids)
Source: RefSeq, a predicted model, not a curated record